Molecule: messenger RNA, 2265 nt
Organism: Dreissena polymorpha
Lineage: Eukaryota; Metazoa; Mollusca; Bivalvia; Myida; Dreissenidae
Product: putative acyl--CoA ligase YdaB
Source: RefSeq, a predicted model, not a curated record
AUUAAACAGUUUCGUUGUCCGAUAAAUGAAGGUCAUGCGGAUUUAUCUGAGUGCAGGCAUAAACCGGUUGCGUGUGUUAGAUAACACAUUUCAUAUGUUUCUGAAACUUUGAUUGAUACAGCGAGUACGCAAAACAAAAGAUGUUGUCGAAGCUGAGUUAUGUAUCGCGACCAAUAGAUCGGCCAUAUUUGUACACCACGUUUGCUGAGCGUCUUCAUCAACUUGCGGAAGCUCAACCUAAAAAGGAAGCGUUUGUAUUCUACGACUUCCAUGGAUCCCGGUCCUCUUUGACUCGUAGGCAGCUGCUUAACAGUCGGUAGCGGUUGGAAAACGUUUUGUUCAACUUGGGGUUAAGAAAGGCACACCGGUUGCGAUGAGCAUGUACAAUUCCUUCGACAUGUUGCUGCUACAUACCGGAUUGAUGCUAGCAGGCGGUGUUCCUGUUUAUUUGAGUACAACACUGAAAGACGGAAGUGAUUUAAUCGAUAUGUUGAAUGCGAUGGAAGUAGAAAUUCUAUUUAUGGAUGUACUCAGUAAAGAUGCAGUGGCAAUCAUAGAAACACUUUUUGACAAUAGCUGUCUAACGGUCUCUUUAAAACACAUUCUCUACUCGGGAAACAUUAUCGAGGACCAUGCUGGCAAGAUUACUAAAAUGUAUAUCAAAGAGUUUCUUGUGAGUCCUGCUCCAGAGCAUGUUGUGUUCCCAGAUCUUCAACCGGAAGACACAUGGGCCCAUUUUUGCUCCUCUGGUUCAACGGGAAAACCGCAAGCAAUCACGUACACACUUGGAAUACUCAACUGGACUGCCCUGACCAAUGCUGCAUUUGGUAUAAUGGACGAAAGUGUUUGGUUCUACGACAGAACAUUCAGUUGGGUGGUGGGAUAUCCACGGACAAAUUUUACUGAGGAAAGCUUUGUGUUGUCAGGCGAACGUAUUUCUCGUUCAGCGGUGACCGAGUUGCAAAAGAUCGCUCCUACAGCUUCACUCCACUCCUACUAUGGAACCACAGAGACGGGCGGCACUGCUUCGUAUACAAUGACGGAUCCCUCACAGUGGGAAGAUGGCAUUAUUGGUUCGCCGUUCCGGGGUGUUGAGAUGAAACUAGUGGAUGACAAUUGGUGUGUAGUACCAAAAGGUGAAUCCGGCGAAUUGCUUGUCCGCUGUGCAUGGCGGUUUAGAGGGUAUAAGACCAAAGAAUUCGGAGUUGAUGACCUAAACUGGUUUCACACCGGCGACGUAGCCUUUCUUCGAGACAACCAUCAGUUGGUUAUUAACGGCCGUAAAAAGGAACUUAUCUCGAUUGGCACAUCGAAGUUCUUACCUUGGCAAAUUGAAGAAGUCCUUCGGAAAUGCCCUGGAGUCGCAAAUGCUUUUGCUUUCGGUGUGCCCGAUCCAAGACUUAAACAGAUUGUGUGCGCAUGCGUGGUUCCUAAGUCAGGCGUUCAACUGAUGACAGACGACCUUGUUAAAUACUGCGAUGACACGAUUUUAGACGAGGAUCCUGCACUGGUAGUUUGCGGCAAACCCACGUAUCACGUGAUACUAGAAAAAGUGCCCCUGCUAGCCUCAGGCAGAAUAAAUCGGCUGGAGAUUUGUCGGACGGCCAUCGACAAACUCGGUCCUUGAACAGAUGCAUGCUGUUUUUUUUAUAUUAUUGUUGAAGGUAUAUUUGUUAUGUCACUGAUACUGUGCUAUGCAGGGUGUAUCCGAGAGAUAAAACUGUUUUGUGUAGUGUAUUAUUAAUCAACUGUAAAUGCCACUGUAACCGGGAACCGUUUUUAGAAGCUUAUGUAACUGUGAAUUGAUGACGUUGUAUCCGCCCAAAAUGCAAGCUGGUAAUACCACAUACCAAGAUACUAACUAUCGGUAAUUUAAAGCGUUAUUGGGUAGAUUACCAUGUACACCGGUAAUAAGCAAAACAGCAUUUGAAAAAAAAAUAUCGUAUUCAGGACGCAGUGUGUUUUGUAUACCAUUUCAUUUAAGAGACUGCAAAUAAGUGAAGUUGUAUUGUUUUUAAACAGAGAAAAAAAAGAGUACAACACAAUAAAAUUAUUGCACAUUUAUUAAUUUGUUUUAUUUCAAUAUAAUAAUUGACAUACAAACAUAACAUAUAUAUUUCUAAAUUUUCGGACACUUUUUGAAUAUAUUUUUUUCGAAUACGAAAAACAAUUAAGUGUCUGAAUACCUAGAGUCGUUAGGAAUAGGAAUGGUAAUAUACCAUUUUUGAGUCAAUUAUUUAUCUGCUAUUGUUUAUCAUGUGCAUG